AUGUCGCUCUCCGCCGCUUCCAGCACUUUGCUGCGCACUUGCGCCCGCCAGCAGCUGCCUACCGCCCGCGCCGCCGUCACCUCCUGCCAGCAGACGAGGGGAGUCGCCGAUGCUAAGGCUUCCUUCGAGAGCCCCUUCGCCACUGCCAACGAGCGUGGCUCGACCUUGAAGAUCCCCAACUUCAGCAAAUACCAGUCCAGCAAGUCCCCUCGGUCCAACCAGGUCUUCUCUUACUUCAUGGCCGGCACCAUGGGUCUGGCUACCGCCGUCGGUGCCAAGGCUACUGUCCAGGACUUCCUGGUCAACAUGUCCGCCUCCGCCGAUGUCCUGGCCCAGGCCAAGGUUGAGAUUGCUCUCGGUGCCAUCCCUGAGGGCAAGAACGUCAUCAUCAAGUGGCGUGGCAAGCCCGUCUUCAUCCGUCACCGUACCCAGGAUGAGAUCAACGAGGCCCGUGACACAAAGUGGGAGAGCCUGCGUGACCCCCAGUCCGACGAUGAGCGUGUUCAGAAGCCCGAGUGGCUGGUCAUGCUGGGUGUCUGCACCCAUCUGGGUUGUGUGCCCAUCGGCGAGGCCGGUGACUACGGCGGCUGGUUCUGCCCUUGCCACGGUUCUCACUACGAUAUCUCCGGCCGUAUCCGCAAGGGUCCUGCUCCUCUGAACCUCGAGGUUCCCGCGUACCAGUUCCCCGAGGAGGAGGUCCUCGUCAUCGGUUAA
This is a messenger RNA of Penicillium cinerascens, 714 nucleotides long. It is a transcript of the gene rip1, whose product is annotated as ubiquinol--cytochrome-c reductase catalytic subunit RIP1. Bases 1 to 714 code for a protein of 237 amino acids. Gene Ontology annotation, cellular component: membrane. Gene Ontology annotation, molecular function: quinol-cytochrome-c reductase activity; 2 iron, 2 sulfur cluster binding. The record is from RefSeq and is a predicted model, not a curated record. Gene Ontology annotation, biological process: mitochondrial electron transport, ubiquinol to cytochrome c. The transcript is spliced from 3 exons. Lineage: Eukaryota; Fungi; Ascomycota; Eurotiomycetes; Eurotiales; Aspergillaceae.